Zeugodacus cucurbitae (melon fly) is the source of this 4947-nucleotide messenger RNA. RefSeq names its product paired box protein Pax-6. NCBI's taxonomy places the organism in Eukaryota, Metazoa, Arthropoda, Insecta, Diptera, Tephritidae. Gene Ontology annotation, biological process: anatomical structure development; regulation of transcription by RNA polymerase II. The record is from RefSeq and is a predicted model, not a curated record. Bases 1320 to 4619 code for a protein of 1099 amino acids. The transcript is spliced from 10 exons. Gene Ontology annotation, molecular function: RNA polymerase II cis-regulatory region sequence-specific DNA binding; DNA-binding transcription factor activity, RNA polymerase II-specific.
AAGGCACAGAGGUAACAUAGCCGUACAAUUGAUUGUAACGAGUGUGCGCAAGCACCACUAAAGUGAACACUGUGGCAAUAAAGUAAAUGGGCGCCAGUGGCAGUUAGUGCGCACAAAAUAAUCAACGAACAAAUAAACGGACACAAUUUGGCCAGCUGUAUUACCCAGCCACAGCGUAGCAAACGAAAAGUGCGUGCGACCAUAUUCGCGAUUUUUACGCAGUGUCUAACUGCAGUAGAAUGCUCCAAUAAAAAUAAGUAUUAAUUAAAAUGGUUGAAGUCCGUGCUGAUAUCCUUUAUAUUAUGUUAAAUUCCAUUAGUACGAGAUGCUGAAUUUACUAUAUCUACUUCAGCUGUAGUCAUACGACUUGUGAUAAAUGGACGUGGUCCUACAUUAAUGAUAUUUAAGUUAGUUCUAGUUAGCAAAAAAUGAAUAUCAUUAACAAUUAAUUAAUAGUAAAACAAAUUAAAUAUGAGCGAUUUGUAAGAAAGAUGUACUCCAAUAAGCACAAAUCGUUCCUUAAAGUUAUUAAUGCGUUGAAAAUUGCAUAAAAUAGUGGGGCAGCAACAAAAAAAAACUACAUAUAUUAAGCCUUGCCUCGACUUACAAAUAGCUGUCAAAUAAUCUGUCUAAUUUAAAUUUUUUAGUGAUUUGUUUGGCGAUAUCUAGGAAUCAUGUGUUAUAAUUUCUAUACUCUCGGAAAUACUAAUUAAAUAAAUUCAUUAAUGCAUAUGAAGUGGCGUUUAAUUAAAACAAAAAAAGGCAAUUGCUAAAAGUGAACUUGUGCGUCGAUUCGUCUCGUAUAUAAGUAAUUAUUUUCAUAAAAAUUUUGCAAAAUUUCGUGUAAAGUAGACAACGCGUUCGCCGUCGUUAAGUUGACGGGGCGCACCAAUAACAACAUUGACGCUGGUGAGAACGACGGCGACGUUGCGGAUUACAACAAUCAACCACAACAACAACAUAGUAAACGUGAACUUCAAUCAACUAUAGCUGCAUCGGAAGAUUUACCACCUUCACCGCCGCUUCCACAUCCCCAACAACUGCAACAGCGACAAUUUCAGAAAAUUCCCGCUAUAUAUGAACAUAGCACGCAUUCACAUUCACAUUUCGACCAAUAUCAACCGCAUCAAGAGCAACAACCGUUUUAUAAUCAUUUUUAUACACAUGAAAGUUUGGCACAAACGUUAUAUCAACAAAAACAAUCAACUCGAACACAAACGUAUGAGCACAAUCAACAAUAUCAACAACAUUAUACAUAUUAUCGUCAACAACAGCAACAUCAACAAGUCACACAGCAUCAACAACUAAAAUUACUCGAAAUGUUUGCACUACAACCAACACCAUCAAUGGGAGCUGUCAUCUCGCCAUGGUCGGGAACAAUGAUCGAUCGCAUACCCUCACUCGAUGAUAUGCCACACAAAGACAAUGUAAUUGCGAUGAGAAACCUACCAUGUUUGGGUGUUGGUGUCGGUAGUAAUAAUGGUAACGUCGGCAGUUUCAGCGGCGUUGCUGUCAGCGGUGGCAACGGUGGUGUCGGUGGUGUUGUCAGUGGCGGCGUUGGGAUCGGCGGUGUCGGUGGACUUAGUACGAGCAAAUCAGUUGUGACUGCCGCCGCCGCCGCUGCUGCUUUGGAUGCGACAACUACCGCAGAAGCGCCAUCAAUGACACCACACACAACGCCGUCAUAUUUCACAACAACUUACUAUCACCUAAGUGAUGAUGAAUGUCACAGCGGCGUAAAUCAGUUGGGUGGCGUAUUCGUGGGUGGUCGCCCGCUACCUGAUUCCACACGACAGAAAAUCGUUGAACUGGCCCACUCAGGUGCACGACCAUGUGAUAUAUCGCGCAUAUUACAAGUUUCUAACGGGUGCGUCAGUAAGAUUUUGGGCAGAUAUUAUGAAACUGGCAGCAUUCGACCACGUGCUAUAGGCGGUUCUAAGCCACGUGUCGCCACUGCGGAGGUUGUAAGUAAGAUUUCUCUCUACAAACGGGAGUGCCCUAGCAUCUUUGCGUGGGAGAUACGCGACCGGUUGUUGCAGGAAGGCAUUUGCACUAACGACAACAUACCCAGUGUUUCCUCUAUAAAUCGUGUACUGCGUAAUCUGGCCGCUCAAAAGGAACAACAGCAACAGCACGGGUCACUACUAACAAAUGGCAAUAACAGUAAUGGCGGCAGCACCAAUAGCAAUCCGAAUGCAAGCAAUCUAACUGGCAGCGGCUCUGUGGGAGGUUCUAGCGGCGGCGGCAGUGGCGUCGAUAUGCAGUUGCGCACCACAAACACACCUCUCAACUCUGAUGGCAGCGUGGGGAGUAGUGUAGAUGGUGGUGUUGAUGGGGAUGCCACUGCGAAUAGGAGCUCGGUUGUCACCACUACAGAUGCAAUGUAUGAUAAGCUACGCAUAUUAAACGGCCAUCAUCAACUUGGCGGCGGUGUUGCUGAAUUGCACCCAACUACUGGCAUGCCGCCCUCGACGGAGGCGUUGACUGCCACAGCCCCACAUCAUAGCCAUCACCAUCAUCAGCAGCAGCAGCAACCGCAGCUUCAUCACCAUCAUCAUCCGGUACAAUCACACACGCAUCCACAGCCUCAUUCGCAUAUGCAUGUUUCGGGAAAUUCCGUGCCGGCUCAAAAGCAUACCGCACAUACAUUAGCGCACACACAUCACGCUGCCCAACAUACUGUGGCGAAUCAGUGUUGGCCACCGCGCCACUACUCUACUUCAUGGUACUCACCGCCCUUAGAUGGCGGACUCUCUGGAAGUUCCGGCAGUGCUGUGCCAAGUGGCGCAAAUAGUGCCGGCAGUGCCGCCAUUUCAUCGCCCUCCGAAAUUUUGACCUCAGCUUUUGCAGCAGGUGUACAACCGCUUAGUCCGCACGGUGGCAUAGCGAACGGCAGCAGCGGUAAUGGCAGUAAUAGCAGCUUAUCGUCAGCGCAACACAACGGCUGUCCAAUAAGCGAUGAAAUAAUGCUGAAAAAAGAACUUGAUGGUCAUCACUCAGAUGAAACCGGUUCGGGAGAGGGCGAAAAUUCCAAUGGCGGUAUUUCGAAUGUCGGGGCAAAUGAUGAGGAUCAAGCUCGCCUAAUACUCAAGCGCAAACUACAGCGGAAUCGCACUUCCUUCACAAACGAGCAAAUCGAUAGUUUGGAAAAAGAAUUCGAACGCACUCAUUAUCCGGAUGUUUUUGCACGAGAGCGGUUGGCUGGGAAAAUUGGUUUACCAGAGGCCCGUAUACAGGUAUGGUUUUCUAAUCGUCGCGCUAAAUGGCGACGUGAAGAGAAAUUACGUAAUCAGCGGCAUACCCCUAACUCGGCUGGCGGUGGCUCAACUAUAUCGGCCACCUCCGUCAUAGAUAGCCCCAACAGUAGCAGUAUGAACGGCAGCGGCGUCACCUCGGUUGUGCCCAGCGGCACACGCAUGUUUUUCGAUUAUUUUGGCUAUGCUACACCAACAACAGAUGCAGCGGCGCUACCAGAUGGUGUAAUGUCCACACCCCCAUUGGCUAAUAAUUCAGUUUCUUCUACGGCGGCUGCUGCAUCAGCACAUACUUCUGUGGUGGGCGCUGGCAGCGGUCCUGGUACCCCAGAUCAUAUUGGCGGCGGACAGCAGUCUUCAUCUGGCAGCAGCAACGCCAGCGGUACGAGUGUUACAAAUUUAGGCGCUGGACAUUCCGGUGGACGGAACAGUGUUGGCAUGAUGGGUCUUAGUCCCGCUGGCAGCACCGGUUGUGCGCCCAUUGGGGCAGUACAUACAUAUCACGCGGCGACACAUCAUACACACCCACACCUAGGUGGUGGCAUUGUGCCGUCGAUAUCGCCUCGGCUUAAUAUUAAUAACGGAUUUAGCAGCUCGAUGGGAACUAUGUACCCGAUACAUCAUCAUUCCACGAUGGCUAUGAGCGAACCAUAUAGUUCAAUGGCGUCCAUGUCGUCGUUCACACAUCCCUCAAUAUCCUCGAUGCCCGGCUCACCAAUGUCUCAGCAACGUGACCUAACCCCGCCUUCACUGUAUCAGUGCCAUAUGUCGCUACGUGCACCCCUACCACCACCGCCGCAUCAUCACCAUGCAGUGGUUGGAGGUUUCGGCAUACCCUCGGCAGGCGGUGCACAUAGUAGUGGCGGCAGUCUCACAAAUCAGCAGUCGGCAUGCAGCGGCUAUGACACGUCAGUAAGUAGUUAUGGUCAAACAGUGGGGCUGCAACCACCACUGCCACCGCCGCCGCUGCCAACACCCGUUUCAAGCAAUGUUUCUGCCUUGUCUCAAGUUUCCAGCGACAGCUCGGUGUCUGCCAUAAAUUGCGGUAGUGGCGCAAUCACGACGACGACAAAUCUUAAUAAUACCACCAUAUUAUCGGCACGCAACUCACCUUGCAGUCCACCGACGAGUCAUCAGCUAGGCACACCCAACAAUGGCAGCGGCAGUGUGGCAUCAACUACCACGGACAAUUACUCUCAACUGGGAUAUGGCUACGCAGCAGCAGCCGCCGUUGCAUCUGCAGCCGGCAAUAAUAGUGGAGCUUCCGCGGUCAUGGGCACAGGUAUAUCCUCAGCAAGCGCGCAGAACCAAGCAGGAAAGCAGCAGCAGUUUUUCGCAUCAUGCUUCUAUUCUCCAUGGGUUUGAGAGGAAUAUACAACGUUAGUCAGGCCCAACGCUCAAAGUGGUUUAAAAUAGGUAUACCAGGAUAAAUAUACAUAUACGGAUGAGUUGUACCAGUACAUAACACUCAACCCAAGGUUACUGAGAUAUAUAAUAAAUUUUUUUAAUUCGACUUGUUAAUAUCUCGCAAUUAUGAAAAAUUUAAAACAAAAAGACUAUAGAAUACUUUCGACAUAUUCGAGAGCUUAAUACACAUAUACAUAUAUGUACGUAUUAUUAGUGAAAAUUAAUACGAUGCUGUUUUAUAAUUAAAACUCAGCACAGUCGUAGUAAUAAAUAAAAUUAUAUGGAA